AGAAAAUUGAACUCAAAGGUCGAAGUCGAAGUCGACGAGGAGCAUUGUCCCGUGGACAUCCAUGCAAAUAGAGAGGUCUAUACACCAAGCCCAAAUGGAGGGGAGGGAUGGAUGUGUAACAGGGUCAUAGGUCAUAAGAGGACAAACAGUUGCUUCCUACAACUUCAGCAUCCUGUCCCUACUUCCUCACUCAUUCCUUCCUCUUGUCAUCAUAUUCCCGUCAGUGUCAGUCUGUCGCCCGUCCGCAAGGAAACCAAAGAAACAAACACCAGGACCGAGAGUAUUAGAACAACAACACCAUGGCACGAUGGGAUCUGGACAAUGGACGGGCACGCAUUUGCUUGAUUCCUAUGCCAAGAAUCCCUCAUCUUAGGGCCAAGGCACGCGACGCAGCCGUCUAUCUCGCAGGAGCAUUGUUUGCUCUUGGAUGGUGGUUCUUCAUCGAUGCUGCUGCACUGUCUAAGAACUUUGAAGGUGACGAAAAGUCUGUCUCUGUCGAGUUUGUUGACUGGGUGCCUGGUAUUUGCAGCACUCUUGGCAUGAUCAUUAUCAAUUGCGUGGACAAGGCAUCUCUUCGAGGCGACUCGUUCGCGUUCUCCAGUGAUGGGGGCACCAGUGUCGCCUGGAUAGCAAGAGCGUUUUUAUUCAUUGGGUUCGCCUUUAUGGCCGGAGGUCUUGCCGGCUCGAUCAGCGUGAUGUGCAUAAAGUACUUGAUUCCUGAUUACGGGGAGCCCUUUGCAUUCUGGGGGAUCUGCAACGUGGUCCAAAAUGCGCUUAUCAUGAUCAGCGCCGCGAUGCUGUGGGUAGCAGAGAACACUGAGUCCGAGUACGAAUACAAUUUUGCGAUCUAGAAGAAGUCUAGUGAGCACAACGUGUGCAAGCCUAGUGACAAAGAACCAUAAAAACCACCGUUCAUAACGUUCGAUCGACUUCUCCUAUUUGGAAGCGCUCAAUGACAAGAGCCGCCGAUAUCCCUCAUUUUGAUGGCAAGUGCGAUCAAACAGCAGAAAAAGGGAAAAAAAAAAUCAAUAAGCCAAGGCAGGCUUCAUGCGGAUGAUGAUGAUACGGGCCAAUAAGUCCAAGACCAUUCGGUGCUGCGCUGUCCACACAUGCGCCGAAAUCGGAUUUUUUUUUCACUUGCUCAUGCAGGCUGUGCCAAGGUCGUCAAAAGAAGUAAUUAAAGCA
Molecule: messenger RNA, 1185 nt
Organism: Gamsiella multidivaricata
Lineage: Eukaryota; Fungi; Mortierellomycota; Mortierellomycetes; Mortierellales; Mortierellaceae
Exons: 5
Coding region: 300-851 (183 amino acids)
Biological process (GO): protein targeting to vacuole; late endosome to vacuole transport via multivesicular body sorting pathway
Cellular component (GO): fungal-type vacuole membrane; Vps55/Vps68 complex
Source: RefSeq, a predicted model, not a curated record